GAAUUGCAGUACUGAACGGUGAAAGUGGCUUCACCUCUCGAGUCAGCUCCGGUUGUAGCGGCAGCAGAGCCUCUCGGCUGUGCGAGCGUGAGCCCUGCCUCACCACACCCGUCCAUAUUGCUGCUCAGGUCGAGGAACUGCAUCUGAAAUGGAAUCCAUUCAGUGUCCACCAUCCUACCAGUCAGCUGCGCCCUGCCAAACACAUGGAGGCCUUCCUCCUCGUCUGUCUACUGGUCCAGGUCCAUUGCGUGGAGUCUGGUAUGAUAAGAUGCGCACAGCCGGAUGCUAGGAUUCUCCUGCGUGAUCUCAACAAGGCUCUGGCCAGUAAUGAGGUUCGGCCGGUCAUCAGCCUGAAUUCACCCACCAACGUCACCACUUACUUCACGCUGUAUGGAAUUCUGGGAGUGGAUGAAAAGGCACAAAUUUUGACAACAUUUAUUUGGCACACAUUGGAGUGGGACAUUGAGUAUGUCAGCUGGGAUCCUGUGCAGUGUGGAGCUUCCAGAAUUUCUCUGCCCAGGGAAAAGUUAUGGGUGCCAGAUAUUCUGAUCAACGAGUUUAUGGACGCUGACCGGUCUCCAAACGCUCCCUUCAUAUACCUGACACAAGAGGGUCAUGUGAUCGACAGCCGCCCUGUGCGAGUGGUCAGCUCAUGCAAUCUGGACAUCUACACCUUCCCCUUUGAUGUGCAGAACUGCUCCCUCUCCUUCAACUCCUACUCUCUCCUGGCUGGAGAUGUUCAGUUGACCCUGGGUAUGUCAGCUGAGGAAACACUGAGGAGAUCCAAGGAGGUGCUGACGACCGUAGGAGAGUGGGAACUCAUUGACAUCACAGCUGAAGACAUCUUAGAAGAAAUCACUCAUGACUUCUUUGACGAGGUCGUCUACCAUAUCGUUCUGCGGCGUAGGGCCACCCUGUAUGUGGUGAACCUCCUGGUCCCCAGCUGCUUCCUCAUCACAGUGGACCUCUUCAGCUUCCUCCUGCCCCCCCAGAGUGUGGACCGCUCCUCCUUCAAGAUGACCCUGAUCCUGGGCUACACCGUCUUCCUGCUCAUCAUGAACGACCUGCUGCCCAUCACUGGCAACAGAAUCCCAUUAAUAAAUGUGUUUUUCUCAAUCUGCUUGGCUCUGAUGGUGGGUAGUCUCCUAGAGACAGUUCUGAUCACCAACAUCCUGUGCAAUUCCAGCCAGUACCCCGCGGUCCCACGCUGGAUCCGUGUGAUUUUCCUGGAGUACCUGGCCCGGCUCGUCUGCCUGUACCGAAAACCCAGCGACUGUGUUACUGUCAUACUCAACACCGCUGUUCAAGUGGAGAAUAUGGAGACCAAGUCCAGCCCUGAUGGUUGUGCAGAACCGCAGCUCGAUGGGCAGGUCCUGGGACAGCUGAAACAGCUUGGUCAGGAUGUGCUGGCCAUCCGUCAGCAGGUGGACAAACAUCUCACAGCCAAUCACACAGCUGAGGACUGGAUCCUGAUCGGUAACAUCAUUGAUCGACUACUGUUCUGCUCUUACAUCCUCUUCAUCAUUAUCAGCUUCAUCUCCAUUACCACAAUCUGGAUACAGUGGUACAGCCUGUAGCAUUUGUCCAGUCGCUCAUGAGGAGUCACAAAGCUCUCAGGUGUCAGUCGUAUGAGGCUGCAAUAUGAUUUCUGUAAUCUUGUCUCUUUUAUGCUAUAUUUCAUAAAGUGACAAAAACUCCUAGAAAAAUGACCAGUUAGACCAAUAAGUCAUUGUAAGCUUCAGGGCAGUAAACAACAAUGCUAGCAGGCCUGAAUGGUAAGGGGUUAGUCUAUAUAUAUAUACUGUAUAUCAAUGUUUCCACUGCUUAGACAUUUUUUAUGUUUUUUUUUUUUUUUUGUUAUACAUUUUACAAGCACAGCAAUUAUUAUUUAUCUAAACAAAGGUGACAACAAAGCUGACACAACAGGACAUUUCAUGGCCUUGUCAAGUGUUCUUCAAAGGAAUGACUCAGUUCAGCUAUCUGUCUAAGACAACAUCCUUAUGUACUUAAGCUGAGCAGUGCUCUGUGCUGAGGAGCAGGCUUGAGGCAGAGGGUAGUUUAGAAGCUGCUCCUCUGACCGUCCACUAAGCCUGCUGCAGCAGCCACAGCGUUUGACCGAUGGCUGAACCCUUCGCCAGAGCCCAGGUAAAGGUGCUGCCUUUCUUUGCUUCCUGCAUCUUAUGUCCUGUGUGUGAGAUCGCUGGGCACCUGCUUUUAAUGAUGAAAAUUAAGCUUCUCAUUCCACUGGGAAAUGCUGUGUGACAAUGUUUGUAAAUGCUACAAUAAUAAAUGAUUGAUUGGUACAGUUUAA
Molecule: messenger RNA, 2311 nt
Organism: Conger conger (European conger)
Lineage: Eukaryota; Metazoa; Chordata; Actinopteri; Anguilliformes; Congridae
Product: 5-hydroxytryptamine receptor 3A-like
Exons: 11
Coding region: 204-1577 (457 amino acids)
Biological process (GO): regulation of membrane potential; chemical synaptic transmission; signal transduction
Cellular component (GO): postsynaptic membrane; neuron projection; synapse
Molecular function (GO): neurotransmitter receptor activity; extracellular ligand-gated monoatomic ion channel activity; transmembrane signaling receptor activity
Source: RefSeq, a predicted model, not a curated record